AUUAUUAUUUUUUUAUAAAAACUUAAAAUAAAUAAUUAAAAAAAAAAACCCUUAAACCCUAAACCCUUCUCUGUCAAACCGUUAUUCAGUGGAGUCACUUCCCUCCAAGCUGUAAAGCCACCAUUUCCAUGGCGACCAAAGUCUUGAAUCCUCUCCUUACUUCUCUUCCAUUGUUACUCACUCGACGAAGGUUCAAAUUACGCACAUUUUGCUGCGGAAAUUCUCCUUUCAGACUUGGGACGAAGUGCCUUGAAAUUUUCAAGGAGGAAUUCGAGGUUGGAAAUCGCUUAACGUCCUUCGAAACUGGUAAAAUUGCUCGCUUUGCUAAUGGCGCUGUUGUCAUGGCUAUCAAUGAGACCAAAGUCCUCUCUACUGUUGCUUCUGCUAAAGGGGAUUCUGCUCGUGAUUUUCUACCUCUCACUGUUGAUUACCAGGAAAAACAGUAUGCACAAGGCGUAAUUCCGAACACAUUUAUGCGGAGGGAGGGUGCCCCAAAAGAGCGCGAACUUUUGUGUGGUCGUUUAAUUGAUAGACCUAUUAGGCCAUUGUUUCCUCCUGGUUUCUACCAUGAGGUUCAGGUAAUGUCAAGUGUUCUCUCCUCUGAUGGAGAACAAGACCCUGAUGUGAUGGCAGCUAACGCAACAUCUGCUGCCCUUAUAUUAUCAGAUAUACCUUGGGGUGGUCCUAUUGGAAUGGUUCGUAUUGGGAGGAUUAAUGGUCAAUUUAUAAUUAAUCCUACCAUGGAUGAGCUGAGCUCGAGUGAUCUUAACCUGGUGUAUGCCUGCACAAAGGAUAAAACCUUGAUGAUAGAUGUGCAAGCUUGCGAAAUUUCUGAAAAAGAUUUAAAGGCAGGCCUGAGGCUUGCGCAUCCUGAGGCUGUAAAAUAUCUUGAGCCUCAAAUCCGCUUGGCUUCUAAAGCUGGCAAACAAAAGAAGGAAUACAGAUUAUCUAUGAUGCCAGAAACUACAAUGGAAAAGAUUAGGAAGUUGUCAGAAUCACGUAUUGAAGCUAUUUUUUCUGAUCCUACUUAUAGCAAGUUUGAAAGAGGAGAAGCUUUAGACCAAAUCACCCAAGAUGUAAAGAAAUCCCUUGAUGAAGAAUGUGAUGAAGAAAGCAUACAAGGACUAUCCAAGGCAGUAGAUACUGUGAGGAAGCAGAUUGUUCGAAGAAGGAUUCUUAAAGAAGGUGCGAGAGUUGAUGGACGGCGCCUUGACGAAGUGAGGCCAGUUUACUGUGAAUCUGGUAACUUACCUGCUUUGCAUGGAUCUUCCCUUUUCUCACGUGGAGAUACUCAGGUACUAUGUACUGUGACUCUUGGAGCACCUGGUGAUGCACAACGCUUGGAAUCUGUAGUGGGCCCUUCAAGUAAACGGUUCAUGCUUCAUUACAGUUUUCCUCCAUUUUCAAUCAAUGAAGUGGGGAAACGAGCUGGCCUUAAUAGGCGAGAAGUUGGGCAUGGAACACUUGCUGAGAAAGCUCUUCUUGCUGUAUUGCCGCCAGAACAUGAUUUUCCUUAUACAGUGCGUGUAAAUUCAGAAGUCAUGGCUUCUGAUGGCUCCACCUCAAUGGCAAGUGUUUGUGGAGGUAGUAUGGCUCUGAUGGAUGCUGGAAUUCCUGUGAGAGAACAUGUAGCAGGUGUAUCUGUAGGCCUUGUUAGUGAGGUUGACCCAAUUACUGGCAAGAUGACGGAUUAUCGCAUUCUGACUGACAUUUUGGGGCUGGAAGAUCAUCUCGGAGAUAUGGACUUCAAGAUAUCCGGGACACGUAAUGGAAUAACAGCAAUUCAGUUAGACAUAAAACCAGCUGGAAUUCCGUUGGAUAUAAUUUGUGAAAGCUUGGAUCCUGCUUUUAGAGGCCGUCUCCAGAUUCUUGAUCAUAUGGAGCGUGCAAUUAAUGCACCUCGUACUAAAGAUGAUAGAAACUCCCCUCGAUUAGCUACCUUGAAGUACCACAAUGACUCUAUUCGCCGAUUGGUUGGACCUUUAGGUGCCCUAAAAAAAAGGAUUGAAGAAGAAACAGGUGCACGUAUUUCCGUUGGUGAUGGAACACUUACUAUAAUUGCUAAAAAUCAAUCUAUAAUGGAAAAAGCACAGGAGAAGAUUGAAUUUAUCAUAGGUCGUGAUAUUGAAGUUGGAAAGGUCUAUAAAGGUAUUGUAACAUCAAUCAAAGAGUAUGGUGCUUUUGUGGAGUUUAAUGGAGGUCAGCAAGGUCUUCUGCAUAAGUCUGAGCUGUCUCAUGAACCUGUCUCUCGAGUUUCAGAUGUAGUGUCUAUUGGUCAGCAGCUUUCUUUGAUGUGUAUAGAGCAGGAUGUUCGUGGUAAUAUUAAACUAUCCCUUAAAGCGAAUAAGAGCUCUUCUGCUGAUAAAGGAUUUACUGGAACAAAAAAAGGUGCAUCUCAAGUAUGGGCAUCAAUUGGAGAUAAAACUUAUGGUCAAGAGAAGAAUAGUGGUAAAAAGGACCCAGUUGUAACUAAAUAUGCAGCUGCUGAAGUCGCAACCUCUGCUGUUUCAGAUAGUUCCUUUUUUAUUCGAAGUGCUGCAGAGUGUGAUGAAGAGGAAGAAAAGUUAGCUGCUUUAAGUCAAAAUAGGACUCUCAGCACUUUUGCUUCCUCUGAUCAACUAACUCUAGAUCAAAGUGUUGAUGACUCUGGUGGAGAAAAAUCUGCUAGUCUGAAUCAAGUGUCUAAAGAUAAGAAGUCGGAAGUGGGAUCUGGUAUUUGUGCGAAAGACCUGAAACUUGGCACAGUAGUCACAGCUAAAGUAUAUCAAAUUCGUACACGGGGGUUAGUCCUCGAUUUGGGAGGCGGACUUAAAGGAAUGUAUCGUUACGAGGCAAAUGACAAGAGGGACUUUAAGGUAGGUGAUGAAUUGAGAGUGCAGUGCUGUAGUUUUACAGGCAAAGGGGUUCCAGUUAUGUCACAGGUGAAAGAUGAGUAGUACAACUUAUUACCCUUUAUGAUAUAUAUUUUGAUGACAACAAGCUCCUCGGAACUUAUACGUAUAGAUGGCAGCAUCAGGGAAAUUGAUAUGCUGAUGUUCAUGAUACUCUUGCGAAGCUUGCAUCGAUGAAUUAAUUCUAUGCCUCCUUCAUAGAAUUAAUUGCUUCUUAAUGGUGACAUGAGGGAGGCUCUCAUGCUGCCAAUAGAUGAAUCUUCGGCAGGACACAUUCGAAGGGAUGUGAUGGUCUCAAUUCUGUAAAAGAUUUAAUUGUUAGAUAUAUUUUAUGUGAUUUCUUGUUAAUUUAGGUUUACUUAAUUUUAAUGUAACUGAUUGAAUGGCAAAAUAAUUACUAAGCUGAAAACUUUGACCAUUCAAUGUAAAUUGUUUACGAUAAUUUAAGGGUUUUGCUUAUCCUUUUGGCUACUUUAUUUUGAUGUAGUUUCAAAUCUGAAUGAUGUAUAAAUUGGUUGAAAUCCAAAGUCCUAAUAGUAAAUCUAUCUUCAAGAGGA
Chenopodium quinoa (quinoa) is the source of this 3448-nucleotide messenger RNA. RefSeq names its product polyribonucleotide nucleotidyltransferase 2, mitochondrial-like. Gene Ontology annotation, cellular component: chloroplast stroma; mitochondrion; cytosol. Lineage: Eukaryota; Viridiplantae; Streptophyta; Magnoliopsida; Caryophyllales; Amaranthaceae. The transcript is spliced from 16 exons. The coding region runs from base 129 to 2936 and encodes 935 amino acids. Gene Ontology annotation, biological process: mitochondrial mRNA catabolic process; mitochondrial RNA 3'-end processing. Gene Ontology annotation, molecular function: 3'-5'-RNA exonuclease activity; polyribonucleotide nucleotidyltransferase activity; RNA binding. The record is from RefSeq and is a predicted model, not a curated record.